This is a messenger RNA of Syngnathus typhle (broad-nosed pipefish), 16334 nucleotides long. It is a transcript of the gene kmt2d, whose product is annotated as lysine (K)-specific methyltransferase 2D. Gene Ontology annotation, cellular component: nucleus; MLL3/4 complex. Gene Ontology annotation, molecular function: histone H3K4 methyltransferase activity; transcription coactivator activity; histone binding. Gene Ontology annotation, biological process: positive regulation of transcription by RNA polymerase II. Bases 198 to 14921 code for a protein of 4907 amino acids. NCBI's taxonomy places the organism in Eukaryota, Metazoa, Chordata, Actinopteri, Syngnathiformes, Syngnathidae. The transcript is spliced from 55 exons. The record is from RefSeq and is a predicted model, not a curated record.
UGUGCACUUCCCCCACCUUCUCUCUCCCUCUCACUCGCUCCAGCCGGCUAGCCGCAGCGUUAGUCCGCUACAUAAAAUGAAGCGACCAGAAGCAUUACGGGAAGCUGCCGUGGGGCUCUUUGGAUUUUGCUGAUGUACGAGGAGACGCUUUUGUUUUUGUAAGAUCUCUGUCAAGGAGGUCAAAGUCAGUUUGGGGGAUGGACGAGCAGAAGUCAAACUGCGACGAAAGCGACUCUGAGCCAGCAGCUGAUGACAACGCUCCCGCUCGACAAGUCGUCCCCUCUGAAGGAGACCCCCAAGCUCUCCCCGCUGCUGAGGAUGUGUCGGCUCCGACCGCCGCAUCUUCAAGUCCACCCGAGGAGAGCGUGAGGGCUUGUGCUCUUUGCAAUUGCGUGGAGCGCAGCCUUCACGGACAACGGGAACUCCGACACUUUGAGUCGACUUCCGAAGCGCCGACCCUCCGACCGUCUGCUUCUCGGCCGCCACCGCCCGGAAAUGACGAAUUGUCUUCCAUUGGAUUUUCGGACACCCCCUCUCUGGCGUCACUAUUUGAUGACUCAGGGGCUUGUUGGGUUCAUCACUGGUGUGCGGUGUGGUCAGAAGGAGUUCAACGAACGGACGACGACGGCGGCAGCUUGGUGAACGUCGACAAGGCUGUUAUCUCAGGGACGCAGCGGCUUUGUGAAUACUGCAAAAGGCUGGGCGCAACCAUUCGAUGCCAUGCCGAGGGCUGUUCAACCUUUUACCACUUCCCCUGUGCAGCGGCUAGUGGUUCCUUCCAAUCCAUGAAGCAGCUGGCCCUUCUCUGUCCGCAGCACAUAGACCAAGCCCAAGACUUGGCAGGGGAAGAGUCUUGGUGCGCCGUGUGUGACCUAGCAGGGGCGCUCGCAGACUUGUUGUUCUGUACGGGCUGCGGGCUACAUUAUCACGCGGCCUGUUUAGAGAUCGGGGCCACCCCCAUACAGCGGGCGGGGUGGCAAUGCCCGGAGUGUAAAGUGUGCCAGACCUGCCGACAACCAGGUGAAGACUCCAAAAUGUUAGUAUGUGAUGCCUGCGAUAAGGGCUACCACACCUUCUGCCUGCAGCCCGCCAUGGAUUCUCUCCCCACGGAUCCGUGGAAAUGCAGAAGGUGCCGCGUAUGUAUGGAGUGUGGCGUUCGUGGACUGGUGUUGCCGGGCUCGGCGCAGUGGUUUGACAACUACGCCGUGUGCGAGGCCUGCCGGCGCCAGCGCGGCGCCGUCUGCGGCGUAUGCGGCAAAGCUGCGCGCCCAUCCGUGGCUCUUCAGUGCUGUGCCCUGUGCCACAGGUGGGUGCACAGAGAGUGCGCGCUGCCGGACGUCAAGAGCAUUUGCCUGCUUUGCAAGGAGGAUCGACAUCAGCGUCUCACCGACACCCACGCAGCUGAAACUCACAGCGCAGAGGUCACGGAAGAUGCCGAGGGGCAGCUACAGUUGGUGGAGAUGACCGUCCAGACGGAGGCUCACGUGACGGCGGAGGAGCAGGCAGACGCAAUACGAGGAAAGCCGCCGGGCACGCCGGAUGUGGGCGUGGCGGGCGCCGCCACCGCCGAGGAAGUGACACCCAUGGACCUAGAUGCAGAGGCUAAUGCUCUUGGGCCAACGGAUGUAGGCGACAAAUUCUCAGAGGAGGAGCUGAAGAUAGAAAAAGCCGAGUGCAUUUCAGAGUGGUCUCCAGCUGAAGAGUGCUCGAGCAAACAAGGCGCCCCUUGUCUACCUACUGAUGAAAGGCCAGCGGAAGAAGCGGUCGGCCGUGUGAUCCGAGCUGCCCCCCAGAGCUCCGCUGCCGCGAGAUGCUCUCCAAAUCCCCAAGUAGAAGAAGAAGAAACACUGGAGGGCGCUGAAAAUAUGGAGGUGGACAAGGAGGAGACUCUUCUUUCUGCGGAUAAGCCUCUAUUAAUAAAGACUGCUUGCGGUGGAUUCCAAAGCGUGCAAUCAUUCAGUAAGACGUCGCCCGACUCGUCACCUCCUCCGGCAUCUCUCGACAAAGCUGACGAGCGGGACACGAGUCCGUGCCGGACGCGCCGGGCGUCGUCGGACACUCAAGACGGACGCUCGACCGGCAACGCGGAGGAGAGGCUACUACCUCACUCUGAAGACGAGGAAGAGGAGGAUGAUGAAGACGACGACGAGCCAAUGAGAAGAGACGGGCGCGACGAGGAUGAGGUGAAGCCGGAAUUGCUGCUGGAUGACAUGUCCAAUGAGAGCAGCAGUGGUUUCCUGGGCUCUCCCGGGGAAGCGGACGCUCACCUUUCUAUGGAGCUCGGCCGCUCCGAAACGGAUGACUCUCUUCCCUUUGAACCCCUGGGAAUUCACGCCGAGAAGGUGAAGCGCCGGGGCUCCCCUGGCCGCUCAAGGGUCAAACAGGGUCGAAGCAAUAGUUUCCCCGGGAAGCGCAGACCGCGAGGAGGCGGCGGAGGGCGAGGGCGGGGUGGCAGGUCUCGCCUCAAAGCCAUGGCCUCUUGCAUCGACGCCUUCUUGCUAAGCAUGACCACCGACUCUGGAAUAAGUAAAGAGGAAGAUGACGAGGAAGACGACACCAUGCAGAACACAGUGGUUCUUUUUUCAAACACUGACAGAUUCGUCCUGCUCCAGGAUAUGUGUGUGGUGUGCGGCAGCUUUGGAAAGGGUGCGGAGGGGCAGUUAUUGGCCUGUGCGCAGUGUGCUCAGUGUUACCAUCCUUACUGUGUGAACAGCAAAAUCACAAAGACGAUGCUGCGCAAGGGCUGGCGCUGUUUGGAAUGCAUCGUGUGCGAAGUAUGCGGAAAGGCUUCGGACCCUUCCCGUCUGCUGCUGUGCGACGACUGUGACGUCAGCUAUCAUACCUACUGCUUGGACCCGCCCCUGCACACAGUACCCAAGGGAGGCUGGAAAUGCAAAUGGUGCGUGUGCUGUAUGCAAUGCGGUUCCAACUCGCCGGGUUUCCACUGCGAGUGGCAGAAUAACUACACCCACUGUGGACCCUGCGCCAGCCUCGUCACCUGUCCGGUUUGCAGAGAGAACUUUAUGGAGGAGGAGCUGCUACUGCAGUGUCAACACUGCGACCGAUGGGUGCAUGCGGUCUGCGAGAGUUUAUAUACCGAGGACGAAGUGGAACAAGCGUCCGAUGAGGGCUUUGCGUGUACGUCAUGCAGCCCGUACGUUCCCAAACCUGCGGUCGAGUCGGCCAUCAUGGCUUCGAUAAGGAUCAAAGAGCCAGAGCCGCAGUUCUACCGCUUAGAGGGUGUUUGGCUGACCGAAUCGGGGAUGUCCCUGCUGCGGACCAUCUCCAUGUCUCCCCUGCUGAAGAGACGGCAGCGUCGCUCUCGCCUCGGCACUUUGUGUUGUGAAGGCGGAGGCCCUGAUGGGAUGGACGUGAGGGAGGAAGGCGAAGGGGAAGAGGGAAAAGUCUGUGGGGAGUCUAUGGAUUGUGACACGAAGAUGGAAAAUCCCGGAAGCCCUGACAGAGAAGGUGGCGUUGAUGGAGGCGCAGACGGCUUGGCUGAAUGCGAUGUUCUCAAAGGCGGCGUAGACGAUACAGAAGAUGGCAAAAAAAGAAAACGGAAACCCUACAGGCCCGGAAUCGGAGGCUUCAUGGUGCGACAAAGGAAGUGUCACACACGCUUGAAGAAAGAGUUUUUUGCCCAGCUAGCUGGAGAGACUACGUUAGACGGGCACCCAAUAGAGAGAACCAUCGAAGAGGUAGGACCCCACCCUGACACGGAUAACAUCAUGGACCCUAAACCAUUAGAGGGGGAGGAACAGGCGAAGAAACGUCGAGGACGAAAGAAAAGCAAACUCGAAGACAUGUUUCCAUCUUAUCUCCAGGAAGCUUUCUUUGGAAAAACGCUUAUCGACUUGAGUAAGAAGGCCGUAUUGACGAGCCCCGGCCAGAGGCCAGCUGCAUGCAUUCUUCAACCUCCAUUACCGCCACCAUCCGCUUGCAAAACGACUUCCCCGGAAACCGAGGCCAAGGAUGGGAUGGUGCGUCAUCUCAAGCAAGAGGGGCGUGAAGCCCCGCUGGCUCAGGGAGAAGGUGCAGGAGUCUCUGCGCCAUCCUCAACACCCAAGGACCUCGGGUCAACCGACCCUCGUGGCUUUGAUGCGGACAAACGUGAAGGUCUUCCACAAGGAGUAGAGAAUCAGGAUUCGGAGCAGUUUUUCCGGAAGGUGCUAGGAGUGUCCGAAGGCUCCACCUUGGAGGGUAUGAAGCCCAUCUCAGAGGGCAAUAAGGGAGAACUCAAUUGUGGCGCCCUACCACAGAAAGCUCUCCUCUCAGGUUCUCUGCCCUCAGCUGGAGUCAUGGACGCGUUCCCCGCCCUUUCUCAGUCACCCUUCUUUGAUAUGCGGGAAAAAGGAGGGAUGUUCAGCCCAAACGGCGGUGAGGAAAGUCCUUGGGCUACCCCGUCUACCCCGGCGACUCCUUCCUCGCCGCCGACCCCCACCGAAGCGGAAGGCGACGGGCUGUCCUACAACCAGCGCAGUCUCCAGCGAUGGGAGAAAGACGAGGAGCUGGGAGAACUCUCCACCAUUUCUCCCGUGCUUUAUGCAAACAGCAACUUUCCCACUCUCAAACAGGACUACCCGGACUGGGCGAGUCGCUGUAAGCAAAUCAUGAAGAUCUGGAGAAAAGUGUCAGCAGCUGACAAGGUUCCUUUUCUGCAAAAGGCCAAAGACAACCGAGCAGCUCAGAGGAUCAACAAGGCACAGAAGCAGGCAGAGAGUCAGAUGUGUCGACCCGUGAAGGCGGAGCCAGUGCGUAUUAAAGGGGAAAGACCCAGUUUACAUCUGCAGAUCCCCCCGCCUUCCGGAUCGACGUCCAUGUCGUCUCAGCCCAGCUCGGCGGAAAGCCCCUUUCCGUUCCCCCCGGAUUCGGGAUCCUCCUCUGUCUUUUUCUCAGAUGGUUUCACCAAGACGCCGGGAUCGGCCGAAAUCCGUACGGAUCCUUUUGCCAAGCUCCCGCCUCAGUCGCCACGUUGUCACUCCCACCCGCCGACUCCUUUAUCCUAUGCCGGGGCAAGUCCCGUACAGGCGUCCUCCUCAGGUUAUUCCGCUUCCGGCCCACAGGGUCCUCCUCCUCAGGGACGGCCAGCUAGUCUUGGCCCCUUUGACAUGCAAGCAGGGACUUCAGGAGCCACCAGACGGGCUCAGCAGGUUGACCCCUAUUUCAGACCGCAAUUACAGCAUCAACAGGUUCAUUUGUCGCAAUCUCAGCAAGGCUCACAAGAGUCCCUCACAGCUCUAGCGAGUCCUCAUUCAAGAAGUGCCGGCAUGGGCAUCGAGUCCCCCAUUUUCUCGCCGCCGCAUAACACGCACUACGGAGACCCUCAAAGAACUCUGCAGACGGAAUACGUUUCAUCCCCGGUACCGUCGCUCGCCUCCUCGCCCGCCAGCCAGUAUCAGGGGGAGAUGAGCGCACCUUCUCCUCGCACCGCUCCCGUCGGAAGACCUGACCUCGCCGCUGGGUCCCCCGCUGGGAUGCUGGAGUCCGGGGAUGGAUUGUUUAAGGCGCCCUUGACACCACGGAUGCACCAAGGGGACGGCACGACGCUUCCUUCUGGAGCCUCCCCGAGCCACCCCUCUGAAGGCUACAGGCAGUCGCCCUCUCACCCGUUCUCCGACCACCCCAAUCAGUCUUCACUCGCUCCCAAGUUGCAGUCGGGUGACGCCGGUUGUCUCGGAGCCCAGAGACACCCUGUAACGCAACAGGAACUGUGCUCCAGGGUUCCCUCCAGCCCGCAAUCCCAGGGCAGCUGUCAGUCUCCCCACACGCCCGGAGGCCUCUCCAACGAUGCCUAUUCCGCACAGUCUCCCGCAACCCCACGUUUCCAGUCCCCGGAUCACUCGUCGCAGCCACCUUCCAGGCCACAGUCUCGAGACCCGUUCGUCAGCGUCCACAAACCGCCCCCCCGCCCCACGUCUGCUGCACCCGACGGAACUGCAAGUUUCAAAAGCUCACCUAAUCCAAAUCAGUCCCCUCAAUUACAUUCCAGCGGUAGUCCCAUCGGGGAUUCCCUAUCUGGCAAACCCUCAGCGCCCCCGCCUCCGUUUGGUCCUAGCGCAGGGACGACUCAGAUAUCCCAACAGCAGGCACCGGGUCAGCCGCAGCAAACGCAGCCGACGGCAAUCGCAGACAUCUACGCUUCUCGACCGAUACCUCUUUCCGGAUCUCAAGAAGUGGCGGCUGUCCGCCCUCAAGAUGCACCUCAUCAGCCAUCCACUCAAGAAAUGUCCGACGUGCAAGACCCUGCACUGGUGGGCCUGAGCCCUUCAGAGCUGGAGAAGCACCGACAGCGUCAGAGAUUGAGGGAAUUUCUCAUCAGACAACAAAUGCAACGCAACACCAUGCGACAAGAAAAGGAGGCAGCCGCAGCUGCCGCAGGCAACGCGUCUCCGGGAUGGCCAGGAGCUGAGACGGCUGCUUUUCAACAAGAUAAGCUCCACAGAGCACCGCCGCCUUAUCCGCAGGAUCGCGUGGCUGUAAACACGGCGGCUGCUCAGGCCGCUGCUCUGGGAAAGAUGCCCGUGAAUGCCAGCGGCUUGGGUGACAAGCUCAUUUGCCCACCAUCCACGGGAAAUCCCGCCAUCAUGGAUCCGAGUGCACUCAGGCCAUGUGGGCCCAACAAGCCUCACGGCAUGUUUCCUCGUCCACCGUUCCCUCCUCAAUGGCAUGCUGCAGGACCAAGGAGGUUCCCCCACCCGGGUGUGGACGCGAUGGCCAUAAGACACAAUCUCACUUCUCCUGUCAACAUCCAGGCGAUGGAAGCUAUGGGUCACCCUCACCCCAUCAUACCGGGGCAUGGAGGAGACAAUAUGCAACCAAUGGGCCAAGGACCCCCGCCGCAGUUUAUCGAAUUAAGACACAACUCGCAGAGGCCGCCGCUCCGACCUCAGUUUAUGCCUCGUGGACCUCAGCCCAGACAGCGUCUGUUUGUCCCCCAAGACAUGCCAGCGCCUUACGUUCAGCAGCAGCAUCCCGGAGCACUGGCCGGUGCUGUUCCAUCUCAGGGAGGUAUCGACUCCCAAUUGAAAUUAUUACCUCAGCAGUCUGCAGUACCGGGAGCGCAGCAGCCCCAGGCGGUACUUUCGAGUCCCAGCACUCCCGGCGCCGGACAUCGGCAGCUCUCACAACCGAGCCUCGUCGCAGAGCAAAACCAAGAACACAAUGAGGCACUACCGGAGCCUGAUCUCGAGGGCCUCGGGGUUGCCCCGGGCGAGGCCGGUGUGGAGGAUGAAGAGGAUUUAGCUCUUGACUUGGACCCAGACAAAGGAGAUGACGAAUUGGGAAACCUGGACAACCUGGAAACGAAUGAUCCACAUCUCGAUGACUUGCUUAAUAGUGACGAGUUCGACCUGCUGGCUUACACUGACCCCGAACUAGACCAAGGAGACCCCAAGGAUGGUUUCUCGGACCAGCUGCGUUUAGUCGAAGCGGAAAGCGAAACCCCUUCAUCGGCCUCUGGGUCCGCCGUAGCGGGACAAGUCAAGUUAGAGUCUGGCCAGAGGUCCCUCUCGACGACACCGGCCUCGCCGGGCAGGUCAUCCACCCAAAGGCCGCCUUCUCCUAACACAGCUGCCAACCUCAAAGUCAAAGUCGAACGUCUCACCCCUCAGCUCCUGUCAGGACAGAAUGCCGUUAAAGAUGAAAUCUCUUUACUGCUGGGUGGGAACGCAACUUCGGCCUUGCCAGCGCAGCAGGAGCACCCGUCAGCUUCUCUCAGUUCUGUUCGUUUAGGGGGGCUUCCAUACGCUCUACAAGCUCAGGACGGACCCUUGCCUUUUCCCGCGGUGGCUGCGCAUGCCGACAUCGGAGACGACGCGCUGGACUUGCCCGACGUCGGAGGACAACACUCUGCUGCCGUCGACUUGGCCAAGGUAGAAAGCUCGUUGGAUGGCGAGUUGCCUCUCCUGAUACAAGACCUCCUGGAACAUGAGAAGAAGGAGCAGCAGAAGCAGCAGCAACAACAGCAGCAGCAGCAACAGCUUAGCUCCCUUCACCAGGGAGGCAUGGCGCCUCAUUUUCCCUGCCAGCAGUCAAACUCACAAGCGCCAGUACCGUUAAUGGUGCCGCAACACCACCGUCCGCCACCGCAAUCCGCAAUGGCCCCGCCCGGCAUGGCGCCGCGUGCUCCGCUCAUGGCGCCGCAUCAACAACGGCUUUUGGGAAGCGCAAUGGCGGCGGCGUCGCCUCACAUGGCCAUGAGUCAGCAGCAAGCGAUGGUGAAAAUGGGGCAGCCAGGAAUGCACGCAGGGCUCAAUCAUCCACCCCAGCAAGCUGUGAUGAAGCAGUCGCCCCUGGCCAACAAUUUCUUCCCAGACAAAGAUUUAGACAAAUUUGCCGACGAUGACAUCAUGGAUCCCAUCGCCAAGGCAAAGAUGGUGGCCCUUAAGGGUAUCAAGAGAGUGUUGGCACAGGACCCCAUGGUUGUGCCCCCGGGCAUCAACAGGCAACAGGUUUCUCUACUUGCUCAAAGACUGUCAUCUGCUUCCGGCACAGAGCCAGGUCAAAUGCCAUCCGUGCCUCCGAAGGAGGGAGAAAGCAGCGAUCCCACCCAGUCGAGAACAAACCCUCCUCCGUUUGUUCAAGGAAUCAUCAAUAAUUCCGAACAGCACCAGUAUGAGGAAUGGCUUGUCCACACUCAGCAGUUACUCCAGAUGCAGUUGAAGUUUUUGGAAGAGCAAAUCGGGGUCCAUCGGAAAUCCCGUAAGGCGCUUUGCGCUAAGCAACGCACCGCAAAGAAAGCCGGCAGAGAAUUUGCCGAGUCCGACGCUGAGAAACUCAAGUUGGUCACUGAAGAGCAGAGCAAAAUUCAGAAACAGCUUGACCAGGUACGGAAGCAGCAGAAGGAGCACACCAAUCUCAUUGCUGAGUAUAGAAGCAAGCAACAGCAGCAGCAGCAGCAACAACAACAAGGUCCAGGUCUUCUAGCUCCUGGACAUUCUGCACAGGCAACCCCACCUCACAUGUUUCCCAAGUUACCUGGCCAGAUGGUGAUGGGCCAACAGGGAAGUCCAGUCAUAAGCCAGCACCACGGUAUGGUUCCCCAAGGUGGAAUGCCCGUCCGGAUGCCGCAAGGUCAGCCUUUCAUGGGAAGAGCCCAACCUCAGCUUCCGGUUGCUCUCGGAGCCAACGGUGCUCGGCCCGCGUGUCCCCCCGGCGCCCCGGCGGGAUUCUUUCCACCGGGGCCAGCUGGAAUGCAAGGUGCUGACGCCAGGCUUCUCCAAGAAAGACAGCUUCAGCAUAGGAUGCACAUGGCAAAGCUCCAGCAGCAACAGCAAGCCAUGAUGGGCCAGCAGCAACACCGAAAUCAACAGUCGGCCUUGAUGACCCCGACGCAGCCGGCCUUGAUGGGGAAUCCACUCGGAUCGCAGCAACAGGAGAUGUUAGCCGGUCAGGUGACUCAGCAGAACAUAGCUCAGGUUCCACAAGUAAUGGGUGCAGGUCAACCUGGGGCUCCACCGCCACAGAACUUUAACGCUGGCCAGCCCAAUAACCAGGCUCCAGCCAUGGUGGCAUCCCAGCCCCUGCUGCCUGGGACCCUGCCAGUGACGCAACAACAGAGGGCUCCGAUGAUGGGUCAGCAGGGAAUGAAUGUAUCGCCGGGUCAUGCUAUUCUCGGGGGUCCCCCGGCUCAACAGGCUCAGCUGACUCAACAGCAACAACAGCAAAACAUUCUGGCACAACGUGUGUUUUCUUCUCAGCAGCAGCAGCAGAAUGUCGCCAAAACAUUUGCUCAAGUUCAGCAGCAAAGGCAACCGACGCCAUUGAUGAGCCAAUCCGGCCACGAGCAAGGAAGGCUCUCCCAACCCUCCACGCCACAAAUGGGGUCAUCCCCUUCAACGGGUACGAGCACGCCUCAGCCCUUAGGAGCUUCGGAUAGUCAAAUGGUGGAGACGAAAGAGGGAGACCAUCUCAGCGGGGAUAACCAAACCCCAUCGCAGCAUAGUGGGUCGUCCACCCCCAAUCACGUCAGCCAGGGAGGCUCUGCGAAUGAUCCGCAAGCUGAGUUUGGGCCACAAGUACCUCAGCAGCAGCAGCAGCAGCAGCAAGACCAGGCGUAUUCCAUGCAGCCGUCACUUCCUGAUCAACAAAGCAGUUUAAUGGUAAAUCAACAGGUGGGUGUGGCUCAGCAACAUCAACUGCCUGCCGCUGCUCUACAGAGGCAAGAUUCGGGGAGUUCUGACAAGCCCACUUUGAUGGUGGUUAAACAAGAAGGGACAUCUGCGGAGUUCUUAGCCCUCCAGCAGCAGCAGCAGCUGCAGCAGCAACGGCUACAACCAGUUCCGAACGUCACGCAGCAAUCCCCCGAUCCCAACAUCCAGCAACAGUCUGUCCUCAUGAAUCAUCCUCAACAGCAAAGCCUCAUGGCACAGCAGCAAAAACAGCAGGCCAUGAUGGCCAUGAUGAGAGCUCAGCAGCCAGGCGGGAUGGUGCAGCAGAGGCCCGGGCUUCCAGCUGCAGCCGCACGCACCCCCAUCAACCUCCAGGUGCAGGCUAUCAUUGCCCAAAAUCCACACUUGCGCAAUCUUCCCCCCAAUCAACAACUGCAACACAUCCAAGCCAUGCUUGCCCAGAGACAGGGACCUGGGAUGCUGCGAAUGCCCAUGGGUCAGGGACCCCAAAGUCAGCUGCGACAUCACGCCUUACCCGGACAGGCGCCGCACGCUGCAAAACAAAUGCCAAGAAUGGAAGGGCAACACGUUCCGUUUGGCGCCAUGGGGAAGCCGGGAGCGAUGUGCGCUCAGCAACAGAGCGCCCCGCCUCACUUUCAGCCCAUGGCACCGCAAAUGGGGCAGGCGAUACAACAUCCGGUUAUGAGGGGGCAGCUACUGGUGCCGCGCUCUCCUGUGGACCACAGCCGCAUGAUCAGGCCCACAUCGCCACGUCAGUCGCUACCCGGCGAUCUCAGAAGCCCGCUGGGCCAAAUUAUCGGGAUGCGCCCGCCCACCCCGAACCAGCACCAGCAGCAGCCACUAACGACAGCAGCGGGGAUCCGUACGCAGGGAUCCCCUUCUCACGCGUGUUCCCCGAGAGGUUCUUUCGGCAUGAGCCCCACCCACCCCACCUCCCCGCACCCGGCCCACGUCUCUUCGCCGUCGUUAGGCGACGGCCGGGCCGGAAGGGGAAGUCCGUACGGUCAAGUCAAGGCGUCUCCACUCAGGUCACCGGGAGCCAAGACUCCAUUUGAGUGCGCAGGGCUGAAAGUGGAAUCGCAGAUGUCGUCGCUCGGCGAAGCGCCGAUUCCAAACGGUCCGCAGGCGGAAUCGUACGCUCGACAACAGUCGCCGCAUGUCGCAGAUCCUCACCCGCUGCGUGGCUCCACGCAAGGGGACCUGUGCAAGUUGACCCUGCAAAACAUUAAACAGGAACCAAGGGAGGUGCACUGUGACGGGGCAGGAGAAGCCGCGUCUGGUGCCAUCAAGCGAGAAGCCACGGGCGACUUGGUUUCUUCAGGGAGCAACGCUGCGUUCAUGAAUGCGGAUGACAGCAGAUCUGAAACGGGACAACAAUUGCUCCAGAAGCUCCUGAGAACAAAGAAUCUUCAGCUUGCUGCCCAGAGGCCCUCUGAUGGCAUCCACAAUGAGAUCAAUGGCCACAUCAACAGCAAACUGGCAAUGCUGGAACAGAAACUUCAAGGGACUCCACGAAAUAUGGAGGAUUUGCAGUCUAUUAGCAAAAGGACUCCGGCCCAAAAGCCAAAGCGCACGAAUAAAGCACCUGGAGACCGGGGCUUCAACGCACGCAAGAAGAAUAAGAAGGAAGAAGUUGGCAAAAGUGCCGAAGCACUCUUAAAGCAACUCAAACAGGGUCUCUCUCUGCUUCCCCUGAUGGAACCUUCCAUCACAGCCAGCCUGGAUCUGUUCGCUCCUUUCGGGAGCAGCCCGGCCAAUGGCAAAGCCCAACUCAAAGGGUCUUUUGGAAACGCCAUGCUGGACAACAUCCCCGACUACUAUUCUCAGUUAGUCACCAAGAGCAACCUCAGCAACCCGCCGACGCCUCCUUCCUCGCUGCCGCCGACACCUCCGCCUUCUGUGCAGCACAAGCUGCUGAACGGAGUGACUCCCGGAGAGGAACUUUCUCAGGGUCCGAAAAAUGCAGAUUUGAAAAACAAACACAUUGAAGCGGUGAGCGAGGAGACAAAGAGUGUGGACAUCCUCGCGGCGCUUCCCACUCCGCCGCAUAACCAGAACGAGGACAUCAGGAUGGAAAGCGACGAUGAGGACGCCCCAGACAGCAUCAUUCCGGCGUCCUCCCCGGAGAGUAACCUCGGAGAAGAAACCCCGCGCUUCCCUCGCCUGCGUGAGCCAAAGGAAGAGGAGACGGAGAGGGCCAUCUCCCCCGUCAUUCCCCUCAUUCCUCGCACGGCCAUCCCAGCCUUCUCGGAGAGCAAACCAUUUGAAGCGGCCGACGGCCGAGCGGUUUCCAUCUCCAAUCGCUGGGAUAAGGCCAAAAGUAACGAGGUGGCCGUCACCUUCACGUUGUCCUCCAUGGCAGCCAAGAAACUGAACGACGUGAUGGCGGCCACGGCCCGGCUGCUCAAGAUAAGAAUGCCGGGGUCAUACGAGGUGACCUUCCCUUCUCAGAACCCUGGAGUGGAUGAUCCUGGAAAAGGGCCCGGACAGUCAGGUGCCUUGUGUCUUAAGGACAACGCCUCAUCCGGUCAGGACGAGUGGUUACGGCAAUUUGACGUGUCUCUGCCUGGCUGCACGUUGAAGAAACAAGUGGACAUUCUGGCACUGAUCAAACAGGAAUUCCCGGCCAACGACGACAAAACAGUCCAGCACUGUUAUACCACCAACGUAAACGACUUGGAUGUGCGCCACCUUCCCAUCAUACCGGUGGAGGAAUCCCCGCCUCCGUCGCCAUCCCCUCCCCGUCCUUCGACCCCAGCUCCGCUUCCGACCAAUGAGGUGGAACCUUCCAAAAAGCCGGGCGUUAAAGUCUCAUCCCCCUCGCCCGCCUCUCCGCCCGCUGUUCAGAUCAAAACGGAGCCGGAAAGCGACGACUCGACGCCGUCGACACUCGCCGCUCCAGAGACCGAUCGCCCCGCGGCUCCACCAGAAGAGCCCCUAACGCUCGUCGCCAAGAAGGAGGAAGGGGUCGGCGACCCCCUCACGGCGGAUCCCGCCAGCCCGUCGGAGUCCUCUCUCAAGGUGGUGAAGCAACGCAGGCCUCUCUCUCCCGACGAGGAGCUCUUAGUCCCCCACGUGAAGAAAUGGAAGGGCAUUCGCUGGAAGCGGCUGCAGAUCGUCAUCUCCAUCCGCAAGGGCGGUUCCAAGAAGGAGAGCGGCCGCGAGGUGUUGGAGCUGAUGGAGCGCCUCCGCAUCACCCUGCGACCCGAGCGGUUGCCGCGCGAUAAGCGCAAGUGCUGCUUCUGCCACGAGCAGGGCGACGGCGCCACGGACGGACCGGCCCGCUUGCUCAACAUCGACGUGGACCUGUGGGUGCACCUCAACUGCGCCCUGUGGUCCACCGAAGUAUACGAGACGCAAGGAGGCGCGCUGAUCAACGUGGAGGUGGCGCUGCGCCGCGGCUUGCGCACGCUGUGCGCGUGCUGCCAGAAAACGGGCGCCACCAACAGCUGCAACCGACUGCGCUGCCCAAACGUCUACCACUUUGCCUGCGCCAUCCGGGCCCGCUGCAUGUUCUUCAAAGACAAAACCAUGCUGUGCACCCAGCACAAGCUCAAGGGGCCCAGCGAAGACGAACUCUGCUCUUUCGCCGUCCUACGCCGGGUCUACAUCGAGCGUGACGAAGUCAAGCAGAUCGCCAGCAUCUUGCAGCGAGGGGACCGCGUCCAUCUCUUCCGCGUCGGCGGCCUGAUUUUCCACGCCGUCGGGCAGCUGCUCCCUUCCCAAAUGGCCGUCUUCCACUCGCCCACCGCCAUCUUCCCCGUGGGCUACGAGGCCACGCGUAUCUACUGGAGCACGCGCGUGCCCAACAAGCGUUGUCGCUACCGUUGUCGCAUCGGCGAGGACGACGGCCGCCCCUUGUUCGAGGUGCGUGUUCUGGAACACGGCAUGGAGGAUUUGCAGUAUCGUGACAUGACGCCGCAGGGAAUCUGGGAACAGGUGGUUCACAAGGUUGCCAAACUGCGAGACGAAUCCUCCAUGUUGAAGCUGUUCACCGAACACGUCAAAGGAGAAGAAAUGUUUGGCCUCACCAUUCACGCUGUCAUGCGGAUCACCGAGUCGUUGCCCGGCGUGGAGAACUGCCACAACUACCAGUUCCGAUACGGCCGUCACCCGCUGAUGGAGCUCCCUCUGAUGAUCAAUCCCACCGGUUGUGCUCGCUCCGAGCCCAAAGUGCCCACACAGUGCAAAAGCGCUACUGAGCGCUUUUCUUUGCCGUCUGUGCCCAGGCCGCACACCUUGAACAGCACCAGCGUGUCCAAGGCCUACCAGAGCACCUUCACCUGCGAGAUGAACACGCCAUACAGCAAGCAGUUCGUCCACUCCAAGUCCUCGCAGUAUCGGCGCCUCAAGACCGAGUGGAAGAACAACGUGUACCUGGCUCGCUCCCGCAUUCAGGGCUUAGGUCUGUACGCCGCCAAAGAUCUGGAGAAGCACACCAUGGUCAUCGAGUACAUCGGCACCGUCAUCCGCAAUGAGGUGGCCAACCGCCGGGAGAAGAUUUACGAGUUGCAGAACCGUGGCAUCUACAUGUUCCGCAUCAACAAUGAGCAGGUGAUUGACGCCACUCUGACCGGCGGCCCGGCUCGCUAUGUCAACCACUCCUGCGCUCCCAACUGCGUGGCUGAAGUUGUGACCUUCGACAAGGAGGACAAGAUCAUCAUCAUCUCCAGCCGGAGAAUCCCCAAAGGAGAGGAGCUGACCUACGACUACCAGUUUGACUUUGAGGACGACCAGCACAAGAUCCCGUGCCACUGCGGAGCCUGGAAUUGCCGCAAGUGGAUGAACUGAGACGAAGGAAGGAAGGAAGGAGCAUGGCCUCCUUUCUGCACCAAAGCCUAUUUUUGUUUGUUUUUAAACUUGACUUUGCCAGUGCAUAAGCUGCUCUCCCCCAAGCGGAGGAAGGCUGGCCUCCAUCUUGGGACGACUCCGAGUGACAGUAGAGCAUGUAGCCAAAGGUUUGACGAGCAUUAAUCAUCGCAGCACCACCUCCGCUCUUGAUGGUGGACACCACAGCAAUGGGGCGGCGGGUAUUUCCACCCCCCCCCCCCCCAAUCACAGUUUUUGCUUGGCCCUUUAAGAAAAAAUAUUGGGAACAAUCAUGACAACAAGCGCCAUGCAUCAACAAUGAGAAAACAAAGAAGCCAUUUUAAAACCCUACAAAUGAACUCGUAAUGCAGUUCUACUUUGGACCUACAGUACUUCCCAUCUCACUUGCGAUCACACCGCCGCCCGUGACAAAAAGGCCCCUCCGCCCUGCCCCGCCCUUCCCCGCCCCCUCAUAGAAUCAUCAAUAAAGACGACGCCGACGUUGGCUAGCGAGACAAUCUUGGUUGAAUAUGAACUGUUAGUGACUCCGGAGGCGCCCCCGGUGCGCAGUCCGAAAAGGUUCGUCGGACCCGGUCUACCUCAUUGAUCGAAGCGGGGAAGUGACCGCUUUGUAUAGAAAAAAAACGAAAAGAAAAAAAAAAAAAAAGACAAAACUUGACUGCUACUGUGGAAUGAAAGUGGGGUCGGGAGGGGCCGUUCUUGGACAAGCAGGGAGUCUUAAGCAGCAGGUUUGCUCCGUCUACUCUAUGCUGAUGAUCAUUUACGACACGGAGCCCACCUGAUGAUGAUGAUGAUUAUUAUUCGUGACUUAUUUAUACAGAGGAAGCGUUUUUGAUAAGCAUUACAACUAAAAGGCAAUCAGAAGCUCAGCAUCGCAUCCCGCCUGCCAACGCAUCAUCCAUCUCGAUCCCCUUCGUCUUCUUCUUGUCCGCCGCCGGCGGGUGGACGCACGCACGACUACUAAAAUGUCCUCUUUCAAUCAAUCACAUCCUCCGUCGGAUUUUACGGAAAAAAAAACAUUCUACUGUUGUGGGUCUUCCUUUUGCCUGAGUGCAGCCUGCGGCGUUUCUACUUCCCACGUGCACGUGUGUGUGUGUGUGUGUGUGUGUGUGUGUGCUUUUCUAGCGCCGGUCCUGUCCUCCAGGCUCAACCGAUGGCAGGGAAAGACUAAUUGGAUGAAAGGGCAUUUGUUUCCUCGUCUACCUGAGAGUCGAAAGGAAAAAAAAAAAAAAAGUCUUUAAAGGGAGCUUUACUAAAAACGUCCCUCACUGCUAUGUUACCCCUUCCUUCCCCAGGAAAAAAAAAAAAAAGAAAAACCCAAACACCUCACAGGAUGAAAAGAAAAAUGCAAACUUGUACAAAUGUAUAUAACGG